This is a messenger RNA of Malania oleifera, 360 nucleotides long. RefSeq lists its product as uncharacterized. Bases 1 to 360 code for a protein of 119 amino acids. The record is from RefSeq and is a predicted model, not a curated record. The transcript is spliced from 2 exons. Lineage: Eukaryota; Viridiplantae; Streptophyta; Magnoliopsida; Santalales; Ximeniaceae.
AUGGGGUAUGACAAGGGGAGUUCAGGAUGGUACUUGAAAUCAAGUAGGACUCAAUAUGCAUCUACAGCACCAGCCUCAGCUGCAGCCUCAGUACGUACUGGGCUUCAGAAUAUUAAAGAAAAGGUUACAUCCUUUGAUCAGCGUGUCACUCACAUAGAAAAGUAUCAGGCUAGAUCUUCUAGGGGACGUGAUCCCAUGGAUAUUAGCUCUACUCCUCAAAGUGGAGAUGAUGAUAAUGACUCUGCAAAAAAUGAAGGAGAUUCUGAAGAAGAAGGUAAUGAAGUAGAUACUGAAGAAGAAGGAACCCAAGAAGAAGAAGAAGAAGAAGGGCAAGGAGAUGGCUCUAAAAAAGAAGGAUAG